Lycium ferocissimum is the source of this 2212-nucleotide messenger RNA. RefSeq lists its product as uncharacterized. The coding region runs from base 592 to 1998 and encodes 468 amino acids. The record is from RefSeq and is a predicted model, not a curated record. NCBI's taxonomy places the organism in Eukaryota, Viridiplantae, Streptophyta, Magnoliopsida, Solanales, Solanaceae. The transcript is spliced from 14 exons. Gene Ontology annotation, cellular component: membrane; cytoplasm.
UGGAGCUUAAAUUUAUCUCAUCGGCAGCGCUCCAACUAUCUCUCAAAAAAGACACCGAAUAUCUGUUGCAUGCAAAUCGCGAAAUUGAAUGCUGAACCACUGCAUGAUAAUCCAAUUAGCCUAAUUGCCACUUUCUCAUCUCAUCAAAUCACUGUAACUUCACUCUUCGCUUGACACAUCUGAUUUUAUUCUCUAUGUUGAGGCCUUGAGGAUAACAUAAGUGUGCAUGUUUGCAGAGCUCUACUUAUACUCCUGCAUUUGGUGAAAGCACAGUAAGUUGGUUUUACACUAGAUUUUCACUUUGAAAGCACAGUAAGUUGGUUUUACACUAGAUUUUCCCUUUGUCCCUAGUAGCAUAUAGGCACAAAUGGCCACUGUAUGUAUUUGCAUUGGCUUCUUGGUAGUUGGUCUUUCUGAGUAGGUUUUUGAGGUUGCAUUUUCCUUGCACAACCGCUUAGUGGAUAAGUCCAUUCUAUACAGCCAAUUGAAUUGUGUUAUUGUUUCUUCGACACUUAGGUUUGAGGGUGGACUUAGGUGCUUAAGUCAUCGCACUCAUUCUAUCUGCUACUUCAAUCUAUUUUUGGAGGUCUUAUGGAUGCUCCUUCCAACAGUCCACAUCUAUGGAAACCAGGAAGCCGAGCGGUUGUUUCUGAUUUUGGUACAUUAGAACCUGGUAGUGCUUUUGAAGAAGCCCUUUUGCAUAGAAUAGAAUUCAAUGAAACGAAGGAUGUCAGUGCACCAUCGAGCACUAUGGACAUAAUGCCAUCUACUGUUCUGCUACGGAGAUUUAAGGUGUUUCUGUUUCUCAUCUGGGGUGUUAGUUGUUGCAAGAUUAGCUGGGAUUCAGUCAUGAGGAUGAGUGUAAACCUCCGUGAUCUGUUCCUGUAUGAGGCUUUUCUUUAUUACAAUCCUUUGCUACUUGUGACCUUAAUGAUUUGGUUUUGGGGCAUGAACCUAUGGGUUUUUGCACAGGCUAAUGUUGACUUUCCUAGAAUUUUUUACCUCGAUCUAAAUCAUCUCACUCACAGAGAGAUAUGGAAGUGUGCUACCUGGAUGACCAUCGUCGUGCCAACUAGCAUGACAACCUAUCUGUAUCUCUACUCAAAUGGAGAAGUUACGUUGGCUGCAUCUCAACCAGUGCUUCUAUAUGCUGCUUUCACCAUGGCUCUGAUAUUUCCCUUUGAUAUUUUCUAUUUAUCAUCUCGCUACUUUUUGUUAAGAACACUUUGGAGGAUAGCUUUUCCGCUGCAGGCAAUAGCGUUUGCUGACUUCUUCCUGGCUGAUAUAUUAACUUCCAUGUCAAAGGUAUUUUCAGAUUUGGAGCGUUCAGUUUGUAGAAUGGUUCAUCGACAGGUUGCUACCAUUGCAUGGUUUGAAGCUGACUCUGUUUGUGGCAGUCACUCUGUCGCAAUUCCCAUAGUUCUUGGAUUGCCUUACCUUUUUCGUCUGUUUCAAUGUCUUCGGCAAUACAAGGAUACUAGAGAUAGGACUACCCUGUUCAACGCUUUAAAAUAUUCAACAGCAGUACCAGUGAUAUUUCUCUCAGCCCUUAAGUAUCACGUCUUCCCUGACAACUGGAUUAACCUUUAUAGGCCUUUGUGGCUUCUCUCCGCCGUUGUGAACUGUCUCUAUUCAUUUUAUUGGGAUCUGACAAGAGAUUGGGACUUAAGUUGUUUCACUCGGGUUUUCAAGUUCAGCAGACCACAUAUGCUAUCACACAUGUUGUACGGACGCAAAUGGGUGUACUUUUGGGUGAUCGGAAGCAACCUAAUAUUGCGAUGCACAUGGACAUACAAGCUGUCUGCCCAUCUCCGACACAAUUACCUCACAGUGUUCGCGAUAACUGCUCUAGAGAUCUUCCGUCGUUUCCAGUGGGCUUUCUUCCGUGUCGAAAAUGAGUGGAAUAAGAUAACCACCAAAUCAAAUAGUCAAUUCUCCAUGGGUGAUGUCCCCAAAGAAGAAGAAGAAUUACUCAACUCCACUGGUCACAAUGUAUAGUCUUCCCAACAUUGUACAUCCCGCCACCAUCAUAUGGAUCCAUUUUAACACAUUUGCAAAUAGGAAUUUCUUCUCGAUAGUAUAGGAUGCCAUACAAGGUUAAGAAGGGUAAAUAGCUAACAUAAAGAUAUAUACAAAAUUAGGCAGAAUAACUGUUCAUGCCCCUAAACAUGACACGUUUUAUUUAGUGCACGCCUCAAUUAUUCUUUGGUCC